Molecule: messenger RNA, 2724 nt
Organism: Chinchilla lanigera (long-tailed chinchilla)
Lineage: Eukaryota; Metazoa; Chordata; Mammalia; Rodentia; Chinchillidae
Gene: Brme1
Product: chromosome unknown open reading frame, human C19orf57
Exons: 9
Coding region: 529-2352 (607 amino acids)
Biological process (GO): double-strand break repair involved in meiotic recombination
Source: RefSeq, a predicted model, not a curated record
GGCGGGUGCGCGUAGGUGUGAGGGCUCAGGUGGCCCGGGAUUUUCUGAGCGUGUGUAUCCACGCAGACCUCGUUCCUGCUAAGGACAGAGAGGAGGGACUUAGACAACUUUCUGUGGCCCAGGUCGGUUGGGGCCCCUCUGGUCCCCAAGGCAAGAAGAAGCCGGCACUGGUGACCCCUGGCCUCCCAAGUCCCAGGCACCCCCAGUGGACCCUUAGGUCUUCAGAUACUUCUCCAGCGGAGUCCUCACAUGUCCCCGGAAGGACCCAGGACACCCCAGCCUGGAGAAGGGGACGUCCACUGACCUGCACCAACCCAGCAACGAGCGCCGGCGUCCCCAGGGUGCCCCAUAGCAUGGAGGGAUGUUCCUUGUGUCCCUGAGCCCACUGCCCCCCGGGGUCAGCCAGAUGGGGCUGGCGGAGGUGGCACCCCUGUCCUCAGCCAAGGCCGCUGGAUACACACAGGGACGGGGCCUGCUUGUCAUAAUGGAGAUUCUGUUGUUUUCAGAUUUCUCAAGGGAGAGAUAGAAAUGAGUAAGAGGAAGAAGCCUCGAACCACAGGAAUCCAUCCCCCCAAACCUCCCAAGAACCCACGGCUUGGAGACUCUGAUGGGGACUCCCGAAGUUCCAAGCUGGGCGGCUUGCGUCACCCCGGUGUCUCAGAAGACAGCCUGACACCUGCCGCCCCUACGGAGCCCAGCAGACAGGAGCCAAGGCCGGCUGUCUCCAGCUUCCCUGAAGAGGAAACCACAGCUGCCUCCUUUCUGGGGCAACUAGAAAAAGAAGCUGCUCUCCUUCCCUCUUCCCAGACCUCACUUGGGAGAUUUGUCCCUCAGUUUGCAAAACCCAGGAAGACAGUGACAAGAAAAGCAGAGACAAGGGAAGAGGAUCUGGAGAGGAGGGCUGUUAGCCUGGAAGCCUUGCCCAACCCCAGUGCCCCAGGGCUGCUGGAGGGAUCCCCGGGCCCAGGAGAUCAGAUGCCAUCAGAGAGCCCCCACCCUGAGCAGAGUGGCCAGAAGCCCAGGACACCUGUGCCUGGAGAGGGAGCAGGAUCCUCUAACUCAGAGGUGGCCAGCCAGGAGCCAGUGUCGGAGCAAGGGACCAGUGCUUUGGAUGGCGGGAAUGCGGGCAGCAGUGGGCCUGAGAGGGCACAGGGGCCAGGCAGUCCGGAAGGGCAGCUGCCUUGCAGUGGUGCUGAAGGGACGAAGCCAGACCAAGGAGCCCCCCAGGAGGGUGGUGCCCAGCAUGGGACCCCAGAAGGAGGAGGUGGCAUCUCCAGCGCCCCUGUGCCUGCUCCCGCCUUGGCCACACCAUGCAUGAAGGCCUGGACUUCAGCCCAGGACCUCCCAGACCCCAGGCAGACACCCAGAGGGGCAGGCGGGCAGGCAGAGUCCUGCCCAUUGGGGACCACAGUCACAGACAGCACGGACAAAGUUGCCCCAGAGACAGAGCAGGAGGCCCUGGGGGUGGCCAGCCCAGGUACGCAGGCGGACACCCAGCCCUCUGCCUCUCCCAGGGAGCAGACCCCCCAGGGCUGCAUGUCUCUGUCUGAGGAGACCACAGGGGGCAGGGGAAAGGCAGGGCCAGAAGAUAAGCCCCCCAGUGACACCCCAGGGAGCCCUGCAGCCUUUCAGGCUGUGGUUCCAGGAAACCGAGGACCCGCUCUUGAUGCUGAAGACCCUGGCCACCCAGCACCGGACCUGGGCCCAGGUGUUGAUCAGAGCCAGGUGCCUGGCCCUGCGGUGGAGUGGCCAGGAAGGGCACAGCUCGGGGAUAGACAGGCAGUGGAGUCCGGCAGCCAGCACUUUGAAGGAGGCCACGUGGGGCUCAGCCUGGCCCUCCUUGCCUUGCAUCCUCUGGAACACAGGGAUGCCACCAAUGGCCCUUUCUGGGAGGCCAGUGCCCACCAGGGAAGCCCGAAAGCCCCUACACCCCCACCAGACCCACUCCAGCACCCUCCGGACUCUGCAAGCCAGGCCGGGUGGCCAGAGUCCUCAGCCAUGGAGCUCGACUUCCUGCCCGACAGCCAGCUGCAGGAUGCCCUGGAUGCCCCCGACUUGGAGGCCCCACCUGAGCAGGAUGGUCCCAUAGGGAAUGAGUCAGGCCUCUGCUGGCCUGGCCCCAGCCCUGGUGCCAGUCAGGGAGACCGAGUCCUGGUGGCGGAGGCCCCACCAAGGAUGGAGGACGCCUCCGACACAGUUCGUGGCCUCAUCGUGGAGCUCUCUAACCUCAACCGGCUGAUCAUGAGCGCUCACCGCGACCUAGAAGCCUUCAAGCGCCUUGGCUCCAGGAAAGCUCGGCCUUCACCCUGUCUGGCCAAGGGGGCUGGUGCCAUGUCCUGGAGGGAUCUGUAGGCUUCUCUGCCAUCCUGUUCUUCAUCUGCUCCACCUGGUGUUUUGUUUACAAGAUGCUCCAGGAGUUCCUAGAAAUGACUCCCACGGGCUGGAAGCCAGCCUCCUAGACAGCAAACCAACCCCCCCCCCGGGUGGGUGGGGCCUCCUGUGGGGGCCCAGCAUAGGCAACACCCUGAAGCCCUGGAGAGGCAUAUGCCGGCACUCCAGAGGUCAGUGAGACCCGCAUCUAAGGUUUGUCUGAUUUGUAAAAGGUUAGAUUUGGAAUUUCUCUCCUGGAGGAGCAUGGGACCCUUUGUUGGGUGUAUCUUCCUUUCUCCCGCUUUCCAUUUUAUUUCCUCUGGGAAGACCAGUAAUAAAUGACGUUGUCAAGAG